Molecule: messenger RNA, 2871 nt
Organism: Fusarium mangiferae
Lineage: Eukaryota; Fungi; Ascomycota; Sordariomycetes; Hypocreales; Nectriaceae
Exons: 2
Coding region: 1-2871 (956 amino acids)
Biological process (GO): Golgi to vacuole transport; retrograde transport, endosome to Golgi
Cellular component (GO): GARP complex
Molecular function (GO): syntaxin binding
Source: RefSeq, a predicted model, not a curated record
AUGCCUAGCGCUGCUACGUCGGCCAUGCAUUCCGCCUAUAAGAUGCCAACCAUACGAGAUAUUCCUCCAGUUACCUUGACGAAUAUCCCCUACAUCGAUUCCGCCCAGUUCGACUCGUACGUAUCAAAGAUGGCCCCUCUAUACGAUAGGCUUCAACGAUUGAAAGAAAGCGAAAACGAACCAUGGACGGAAAGUAAGACUGGGAAUUUUGUGAAAGGCAGAGAGCUUGAGGAUUCACGCCAGACUGCGAGACUGUCGUCCCCUAGUAGGAAUGACUCUGUCUUGUCGCUUACGCCGGCCACCACUCCAUUCGAUGGCUCAUACUAUGGGCAAGCAAGCAGUGGUUUUAAUCCCAAGGGCCACCGGGCACCUUCACUAUCAAUCGUUCCUGAUAUAUAUUUCAGCGGAGACUUUCGCCUUGAGAACCCCCGAACUUUCCAGGUGGUGAGCGAGCGAUCAGAGGUUGUGCCCCAGGACGCCCGGAAGGCAAACAAUACUCUGGCACCGAGAAAGCCACUGGCCACAAAUGCGAUUCUACAAGAGAAGCUGUCCUGGUAUAUGGAUACUGUAGAGCUGCAUCUGAUAAAUUCCAUCUCUAUGGCUUCAACGACGUUUUUCUCAGCUCUAGGCUCCUUGAAAGAAUUACACUCGGAAGCGGCUGAUUCAGUCGAUAAGAUAAUAACGCUCCGUAAGGACCUGGCAUCAUUGAAUCAAGAUUUUGUAGUAAAGGGUCUGGAGCUUUCGCAGAAGCGUCAAGUACGCCGUCGUCUCCAACUUACAAGCGAUGCAGUCUUGCAGCUAAAGUACAUCAUGGACAAAAUUACCUAUUGCAAGUCACUUGUUGAUGAAGGAGAAGUCGAGAAGUCUUUGGUUAAAAUUGAUGUUAUAGAGUCGCUGAUGGCCGGCGAACAUGGUGAGGUAUCCGAGGACGAAACAUUGAUGAAUAUUGAGCUACGAGAUAUACGCGGAGUCACAGCAUUGCAAGGCGCGGUCAAUGACUUGAUAGCUUUGCGGUCUAGAGUUGCCAAAAUCUUCGAGUCGAGGAUUCAUUCUAUGCUUAUCGAUGAUCUACAGCGCCAUAGCCAGUCAGUAUCAAAGCAGGAAGUUCUCCUUAGAUGGGAAGCUGCGUCACUAAGGGCCAAGGGAGGGUACGCACAAAAGCCUUCAGCUCUACCAACCUAUAUGACUCAGACUACUGAUCUACGUACGGCACUCAUGCCCAACAUUCACGGACUCUAUCGAUGUGGGUCGAUCUCGACAGCCAUUCAGGGUUAUCGAGAACUGGUGCUGCGAAAGAUUCGCAACGUGGUUCGAAGACCACUCCCUAGUUCUGCCGAUGAUACUGAAUCCGUAACGUCAGCUUCAACUAUCAGUGGAGGCCGCAGUCGCACAACCCAAGAGAAAUCUUUCAUCCUGGCUCAGAACCUCCGCUCUCUAGAAGCGGAAGAUGCCGAAGAGCUACUCUCUAGCUUAUUCAUUUCGGUUGCAGAGACGCUUCGACGGCUAAAAACCCAAUCCAGCCUCCUCUUAGAUAUCGCGUGCCUAAUCAGGAACCCUGAUUCCGCGGAUCCUAUCAAGUCUCCCAACAUUACCUCCCCAAUCGGCAGCCCAAAUCCAUCUGGGAAUGUGUCAAUGUUCGGUGCCCAGGAGGAAAUGCAUGUUGCACUUGAUCUCCCCAAUCUCUUGAGUCAUGGAGUGAACGUCAGUCACGAAAAGAUCACUAAGAUCCUCCGGGUCCGAUCCGAACAAACCAAAAAUCUCCCGCUGCCAUACUUUAUACGCUACUAUACUCUCAAUCUCUUCUUUGUCAAUGAAUGCGAGGCUAUCUCAGGGCAACCCGGCAUGUCUCUCAAGGCUAUAAUCAAUGGCCACAUCCAAGACUUCAUUCAGGCGCACGGCGACAGAGAAAACCAAGCUCUUGCCCAAGGGAUGAGUGCUGACCUGUGGCAAGACACGGAUUUCACACCCAAGUAUAACGAAAUUCUUCAGCAGAUUCUCGAGUGUAGCACAACAGACCCGACAGCGUGGACCGAGACAAGCAGGGUCUCGGCACCGAUAGCACAAGAUAAAGACGAGAUCACAGACGAUGCUGAGGAGUUGAUAUCAAAGGACAAGCUUAGAGGCGCCACCAUUGAACAACAGACUUUUCUCCUCCCGAAAUCCGCUAUUCUUUGCUUAGAGGGCAUCUCUCACUUUCUCCGACUGAUAUACGGUAUUCCAUCUAUGGCGGCAGCAAUCGCCUCUUCAUUGGUCUCAUACCUGCAACUAUUUGACUCUCGGUGUCGCCAGCUAAUCUUCGGCGCUGGUGCUCUACGCUCAGCUGGUCUAAAAAAUAUUACAACUACUCAUUUGGCACUCACAUCUCAGGCUUUAUCAUUUAUCUCUACUAUAAUCCCCCAUAUCCGCGAGUUUGUCCGUCGCCAUGCGCCCGCAAACCCGAUGACAGAGUUUGACAAGGUGCGCCACGCCUUUCAGGAGCACCAGGAUGGUAUUUGCCAAAAACUGGUCGAAAUUAUGGGCUCGCGAGCUCGCAUACUCUCCAAGAAAGCGCUUGAGACCGACUGGGGUAAGGAGAGCGCAGGCGACGUCCGCGAGUACAUGGUGGAUCUCACCAGGGACACGAGUAGACUGUACAAAGAACUUAGCAAGCGCCUGCCCGAGGAGGCGGUGCAGUUGGUCAUGGUACGCGUUUUUGCAAGUUACAGGGAACAUCUGGGGACGGCGUUCAAGGAAGCCAUCCUGGAAACAGAAGGUGGUCGUGAUUGCAUGCUUAGCGAUGUCAAGCAUCUUGACGAAAAGUUGAGCAAAGUAAACGGCUUCGACGACCUGGGCGCUCACCUCACCGAGAUUAUCAAGAGCAAAGAGGUUUAG